Eimeria mitis is the source of this 306-nucleotide messenger RNA. Its product is annotated as guanylate kinase, putative. The coding region runs from base 1 to 306 and encodes 101 amino acids. The transcript is spliced from 3 exons. The record is from RefSeq and is a predicted model, not a curated record. Lineage: Eukaryota; Apicomplexa; Conoidasida; Eucoccidiorida; Eimeriidae. Gene Ontology annotation, cellular component: cytosol. Gene Ontology annotation, molecular function: GMP kinase activity.
AUGGAUAUACAGACAGCGCGAGGAGACUUCAUUGAACAUGCAGAGUUUUCAGGCAACAAAUAUGGUACCUCUAUUGCAGAAGUACAACGUAUAGCCUCUCUGGGUAAGAUAUGUUUACUAGAGAUUGACUUAGUCGGCGUCAACACUCUGGAGCGGCGUCUUCAGCGGGCGCAGGAGGAGCUGCAGGCGGCGCAGCAAAUGUCUUGGGACCUUCAGCUCGUCAACGAUACAGAAGAAGAAGCAUGGAAGGAGCUGCGGGAUGCUGUUGGCCGGUGGUUCUGUCUCCCCCUAGAGACAAAAGAAUAG